Baudoinia panamericana UAMH 10762 is the source of this 510-nucleotide messenger RNA. RefSeq lists its product as uncharacterized. The transcript has a single exon. Lineage: Eukaryota; Fungi; Ascomycota; Dothideomycetes; Mycosphaerellales; Teratosphaeriaceae. Bases 214 to 495 code for a protein of 93 amino acids. The record is from RefSeq and is a predicted model, not a curated record.
GGAGCCGAAGCCACGCCACCAUCCCGACCAGUGACACGGGUCCACUUGCUACUCACUGUGUGGCCACCAUGAGUAGUGCUGCAUGGGGAACAAUUGUAAGCCAUCAGUCCGGCAAAGUGCCAUCACCUUCAGUGGAAAGAACAGCGGUUAUGGCUGCUCCGCGCUCGAUGCCAGAUUUCUGCCGCCAACUGUUGAAGUAGGCUUAUGGCAGUCAUGGUGGGCAUCGACAAACGUGGGAAGGCUGCAAUCCCUCCUCAGGCCGCCUUGUCACCAUAUGUGAACAUUCGGAGGGUCUUUGUAGGUUCGUCAGCGUGUACCGGCGCGCGUGGUUCGUUGUCGACGGUGCGAUAUGCUGAUACCGUCAUCAAUCAACUUCUCCCUCUAGUGCGUGAGGAAGUAGGAUCCUCAAGUCGAUGCCGAGUCAUCGCUCAGACCAAACCUCACACAAGCAUUAACUUGUACUCGAUGCUGUUGGUGAAUAUCCAAAUUGCUUAGGUAACAACUCAAGUG